AUGGCAGGACCUGGAGGCUGGAGAGACAAGGAGGUCACUGAUCUGGGGCACUUGCCGGAUCCAACUGGAAUAUUCUCGCUGGACAAAACCAUUGGCCUUGGGACUUAUGGCAGAAUCUAUUUGGGACUUCAUGAGAAGACUGGUGUAUUUACAGCUGUUAAAGUGAUGAACGCUCGUAAGACUCCUCUACCUGAAAUAGGAAAGCGAGUGAGAGUGAAUAAAUACCAGAAGUCUGUUGGGUGGAGAUACAGCGAUGAAGAAGAGGACCUCAGGACUGAGCUCAACCUCCUGAGGAAGUACUCUUUUCACAAAAACAUUGUGUCCUUCUAUGGUGCGUUUUUCAAGCUGAGUCCACCUGGCCAGAGACAUCAACUUUGGAUGGUGAUGGAGUUCUGUGCAGCAGGCUCAGUCACUGAUGUAGUGAGGAUGACCAGAAAUCAGAGUUUAAAAGAAGAUUGGAUUGCUUAUAUCUGCCGAGAAAUCCUUCAGGGACUAGCUCACCUUCAUGCUCACCGAGUCAUCCACCGGGACAUCAAAGGUCAGAAUGUGCUCCUGACUCAUACUGCUGAAGUAAAACUGGUGGAUUUUGGAGUGAGUGCCCAGGUGAGCAGAACCAAUGGAAGAAGAAACAGCUUCAUUGGGACACCAUACUGGAUGGCACCCGAAGUGAUUAACUGUGACGAGGACCCAAGACGCUCCUAUGAUUACCGAAGUGAUGUGUGGUCUGUGGGAAUCACUGCAAUUGAAAUGGCUGAAGGGGCUCCUCCUCUGUGUAACCUUCAGCCCUUGGAAGCUCUUUUUGUCAUUUUGCGGGAAAAUGCUCCUACAGUCAAAUCCAGUGGAUGGUCUCGCAAGUUCCACAAUUUCAUGGAAAAAUGCAUGAUAAAAAACUUCCUCUUUCGUCCUACUUCUGCAAACAUGCUUGAGCACCCAUUUGUUCAGAAUAUCAAAAAUGAACGACACGUUGUUGAGUCGUUAACGAAGCAUCUUACAGGAAUCAUUAAAAAAAGACAGAAAAAAGAAAAUGCCCACUUAAAAGAAAAACUUACUGUGAAUGGCUCCAUUCCACUGGACAUACUAAUUCUGUCAUCAUUAUUCAUAUGUCUCAGGGGAUCUUCCUGCACUCAUGAGCUUCUGAGAUUGCCAACCAGCAGCAGAUGCAGGCCCCUCCGUAUCCUACGUGGAGAACCCUCUCAGCCCAGAUGGCUGCCUGAUGAUGAGCCACAGAUGCAAGCACUUCAGCAGCUGCAGGGGGAAGCCAGGGGAGAAUUGCCACCACAGGCUGAGGACAACAUCCCAAGGCCUCUACAGAAGCCAGCCAAGGCACCUAAGCGCCUACAUGUGGCAGCUCAGGUGUUCAUGCCAUUACAUGCUCAGGGUAAGCUGAAGGCAGCUAGGCCUCUACAGAUGCACAUCAUGGCACCCCCACGACUGCAGCGGGCAGCUCGGGUGCUCAUGCCACUUCCACCUCACGCUAAGAUGCCUAGGCGUCUACCAAUACAGGCUCCAUUGCCCAAAAAAGAGCAGAAAGCUCCAGAGCAGGCCCAGCUAUCAAAAGAGCCAAAGGAUCUAGACCAGGUGCCAGAGGAAUUUCAGGGGCAAGAACAAGUCCCUGAGCAACAGCAGGGACAAGGCCAGGCUGCUGAACAACAGCAGAUGCAGAACCAGCCAGAUGAGCAGCUGCAGCAGAACCAGGCUCCAGAACAGGCAGAGAUACAGGAAGAGGCAGCAGAGCCCGUGCAGGCAGAGCCCGAGGCAGAGGAAGCUGAAUUGAUCCGAGUGCAUGCCCAAGUGGUUCUGCCCCUACUCUCGCAGAACCACCAUGUGCUGCUGCCCCUGCAUUUAGAUACUCAGCUGCUCAUCCCAGUGCAGAAGCAGGAAGAAGAGGCAUCUCAGGCACAGGCCUGGGCACUCGAGACCCCGCAAGCUGUUGGCUCCAUCCAGGCGCUGAUAGAAGGGUUGUCGAGAGACUUGCUCCAAGCACUCAACUCGUACAACUCCAAGCCACUUGGGCCACUGCAGAUCCUAAUGGAAAACCUGUCGACAAACGUAUUCUACUCUCAGCCAGAACAGGCACGCAAGAAAAAAUCCAGGGUGUCUAGUCUAAGGCAGGCACUGGCAAAAAGACUGUCACCAAAGAGGUUCAGGGCUAAGGCAUCCAGGAAACCUGAAGAGUUCGAGCUCUCGGAUUUAGAAACCCGCAGACGAAGGCGCCAACGCAGAUGGGAGGACAUCUUCAAUCAGCACGAGGAAGAACUGAGACAAGUUGAAAAUGACAAAGAAGAUGAAUCAUCAGACAAUGAUGAAGUAUUUCAUUCAAUUCAGGCUGAAGUUCAAGUAGAACCAUUACAGCCAGAUGUUCCAGAUCCUAGAGAUAAUGAGGUCCAAGAGAGACCUGUGGCUGGGCCUUGCCACCAGGAUCGUGCACACCGUGUCAAGUUCUCUUCCAGUGUGCUUCAGCUGUCUCUUGAGGAAGAAGCUCGGAAGCAAGUUGAAAUCAGAGGAAGGAGUGCACAAAACCCUCAUAAUCGCCAAGCAGCAGCAUCAGAAUCUUCUUCUGAGGAAGAUAGUCCUGUGACCGGGAGGAGAUCCCAGUCAUCCCCACCUUAUUCUACCAUUGAUCAAAAGUUGCUGAUUGAUGUUCAUGUUCCGGAUGGAUUUAAAGUAGGAAAAAUCUCACCUCCUGUGUACUUGACAAAUGAAUGGGUGGGCUACAAUGCACUCUCUGAAAUCUUCCGGAAUGAUUGGUUAAUCCCUGCACCUGCCGUCCAGCCACCUGAAGAGGAUGGUGAUUAUGUUGAACUCUAUGACGCUGCUGCUGGUGCAGAUGGUGAUUAUGAUGCUUAUGAAGAUUCCUAUGGCCAUGCCAGUGGCAGAGAUAGUGAUCAGGAUAAUGAUGCUCAUGUUUGGCCAAGGGAAGGCUAUGGCAGAGAUGGAUACAAUGAAGAAGAUGGUUAUGAUGGAAAUGAAGGAGCCGUCCGUGGCUGUGGAACCCGUAGAGCCAAUAGAAGCCGUGGAGCAAGUGCAUUCUGUGAGGGGUUCGAUGGCGAAAAUGAGGCUGCCUGUGCCAUUGCCUCGGGUGCUGCGCUCUCAGAGCUUGAUGAUGAGGAUGAGAAUAAGGACAUAUCAGAAUCAUCGACACUGUCCGGAUUUUCUGCCAGCCCUUCAUCUGCUUCAAGAGGUUCUGAAGGAUCUGUUGAUACUGAUUUUGCCAGUUCCAUUUUGUAUGCUGGCUUUGUAGAAGUUCCGGAGGAACCACCUAAGCGACCCUCUGAAGUCAAUGUCAACCCACGCUAUGUCUCCUCUGCAAGUAAAAAACCACUAAUCCAUGUGUAUGAGAAGGAAUUCACCUCUGAGAUCUGCUGUGGUUCUCUGUGGGGAGUCAAUUUGCUGCUGGGAACCAGAUCCAGUCUGUAUCUGAUGGACAGGAGUGGAAAAGCAGAGAUAAUGAAACUUAUAAAGCGAAGACCUUUCCGCCAGAUUCAAGUCGUGGAGCCACUCAAUUUGCUGAUUACCAUCUCUGGUCGUAAGAACAGACUUCGAGUGUAUCAUUUGACCUGGCUGAGAAACAAGAUUUUGAAUAAUGAUCCAGAAAGUAAAAAAAGACAGGAGGACAUGCUGAAGACUGAGGAGGCCUGCAAAGCCAUUGAUAAGUUGACAGGCUGUGAGCACUUCAGUGUCCUCCAACAUGAAGAAACAACAUACAUUGCAAUUGCUUUGAAAUCAUCAAUUCAUCUUUAUGCGUGGGCACCAAAGUCCUUUGAUGAAAGCACUGCUAUUAAAGUGAUAUGCAUUGAUCAAUCAGCAGACUCCGAAGGAGACUACAUGUCCUAUGAAGCAUAUAUACGAAUACUGGCAAAAAUACAGGCAGCUGAUCCAGCGAACCGGUUUAAGAGACCAGAUGAGCUCCUUCAUUUGCUGAAGCUCAAGGUAUUUCCAACAUCUGGUCUUAAGCCAGUGACAGUUGACUUGGCUGUGGGAUCUGAGAAAAAACUGAAGAUUUUCUUCAGCUCAGCAAAUGGCUAUCAUAUCAUUGAUGCAGAAUCUGAGGUUAUGUCUGAUGUGAACCUGCCCAAUAAUCCCCUGAAAAUCAUUCUAUCACAGAAUAUCAUCAUUUUGCCUAACUGCUUGGGGAUUGGCGUGAUGCUCACCUUUAAUGCUGAAACCCUCUCCAUGGAAGCCAAUGAACAGCUCUUCAAGAAGAUUCUGGAAGUGUGGAAAGACAUCCCAUCCUCUGUAGCUUAUGAAUGUACACAGAGAACCACAGGAUGGGGUCAAAGGGCCAUUGAAGCCCGCUCUUUGCAGCCAAAGGUUCUGGAAAAUGAGCUGAAGCGCAGGUCAAUUAAGAAGCUGAGAUUUCUCUGUACCCGAGGUGACAAGCUGUUCUUUACCUCUACCCUGCGGAAUCGCCAUAGCCGGGUUUACUUCAUGACCCUUGGAAAACUUGAAGAACUUCAAAAUGAUUAUGGUGUUUAA
This is a messenger RNA of Ochotona curzoniae (black-lipped pika), 4476 nucleotides long. It is a transcript of the gene NRK, whose product is annotated as Nik related kinase. The record is from RefSeq and is a predicted model, not a curated record. Gene Ontology annotation, biological process: protein phosphorylation. NCBI's taxonomy places the organism in Eukaryota, Metazoa, Chordata, Mammalia, Lagomorpha, Ochotonidae. Bases 1 to 4476 code for a protein of 1491 amino acids. Gene Ontology annotation, molecular function: protein kinase activity; ATP binding. The transcript has 28 exons.